AUGGUCUGCAUCACAACAUCAUCAAUACUACCACAGCUACGGCCACCGCCAUGUCCAACCAAAGAGAACUGUACAGAAGCUUCUUCCUCUCAGCUAUGGAUCCUCUACCUCUGCCUCUUCCUCACCUCCCUCGGCUCCGGCGCCAUCCGCCCUAACGUUGUCACCUUCGCCGCUGAUCAAUUUGACAUGUCCACCGGCAAAUCAAACCCCAGCAGCGUCGGACGCAACUUCUUCAAUUGGUACUACUUUUGCAUGGGACUCGCAACACUCACAGCUCUAACAGUUGUCGUUUAUGUCCAAGAUCGUGUCGGUUGGGGAUUGGGUCUCGGUAUCCCAACCAUCGCAAUGGUUUUGUCGUUCCUCGCGUUCGUGGUCGCAGCUCAUCUUUAUAGAAGGGUGAAACCCGAAGGUAGCCCAUUGGUUCGAGUCGCUCAGGUGGUGGUUGCUGCUGUUAAAAAAAGGAAACUGGUUGUACAAGAAAACGUGACACCUCUUUACGAAAAUAGGAAGUUAGAUGCUGGUAUUUCAGCGGAUGGAAGACUUCUUCAUACUGAUACGUUAAAGUGGUUUGAUCGAGCUGCGAUUGUAACACAAGAUGACAUAAAAGAUCCUUCAUGUCCGAACUUGUGGAGGCUAGCGACAGUCCACAGGGUGGAGGAGAUAAAAUCCGUCAUACGAAUGAUACCCAUAUGGGCAGCGGCGAUUCUCCAUGUCACGUCGCAAUCCCAUCAACAUAGCUUCAUCAUCAUACAAGCAGGAACCAUGGAUCGCCAUAUGUCCCCUUCUUUCGAAAUUCCACCUGCAAGUCUAUCGAUCUUCGGUGUCCUCACCAUGCUAAUCUGUCUUUCGACCUACAAGCGUUUCUUCGUCCCAUUUGCACGACGCUUCACCAAAAACCCUAUCGGCAUCACAUGCUUGCAACGAAUGGGUAUCGGUUUUGCUAUAAACAUAUUGGCUACAUUAGUCUCGGCACUGGUUGAAAUAAAGCGAAAACAAGUUGCAUCUACGGAGGCGUUCAUGUCAGUCGGGCAUUUGGAGUUUCUUUACGAUCAAUCACCGGAAAGCAUGAGAAGUACUUGCAUGGCGCUGAAUUGGAUUGCAGUAGCUAUAGGGAGCUACAUUGGGACGUUGGUGGUAUCGUUGAUUCAUGAGUACACCGGAAAGGAACACAACUGGCUACCAGAUCGGAAUCUGAACAAGGGAAAGUUGGAUUAUUACUAUUGGUUGAUGAGUGGUAUACAAGUAGUGAACUUAGUGUAUUACGUGACUUGUGCUUAUUACUAUACGAAUAAACCGCUCGAAAUGAUUAAAGAUGGACAAGGGGAAGGUGAUUUGGAGUUAGCGGAAGACAAAUCGGUUUCUUCAAAGUCGUUAUUGGAUGGCCGGAAUCGAGAUAGUGAAGAAAACGGGCAUCACGAUUACAAGGAGAAGCGAAGCUUAUAG
Molecule: messenger RNA, 1443 nt
Organism: Lactuca saligna
Lineage: Eukaryota; Viridiplantae; Streptophyta; Magnoliopsida; Asterales; Asteraceae
Source: the annotation of a GenBank genome assembly